AUGUCUAUUACUAAUAAAUCGAAUGUUGAAAUCACCACCUUCUUCUUGGUGGGUGCAGGGCUGGAAUAUGCACACAUCUGGAUCUCUAUCCCCAUCUGCAGCAUGUAUCUUUUUGCUAUUCUGGGAAACUGCACCAUCCUUUUCUUCAUCAAGACAGAGCCCUCCUUGCAUGAGCCCAUGUACUACUUCCUUUCCAUGUUGGCCGUGUCUGACAUGGGCUUGUCCUUCUCUUCUCUACCCACCGUGGGGAGGAUCUUCUUAUUCGAUGCCCCUGAAAUUUCUGCCAGUGCCUGCUUUGCCCAGGAAUUCUUCAUCCAUGGAUUCACAGCAGUAGAAUCCUCAGUGCUCCUGAUCAUGUCAUUUGACAAUUUCCUAGCCAUCCACACCCCCCUGAAAUACAGCUCCAUUCUGAAUCCUGUCAGGGUUGCCAAAAUAGGAAUAGUAUUAUUCCUUAAGAGUGUCCUCCUGGUGCUGCCCUUCCCCUUCACUCUGAGAAGUUUGAAAUAUUGCAGUAAAAGUCAAUUAUCCCAUUCCUACUGUCUCCACCAGGAUGUCAUGAAGUUGGCCUGCUCCGACAACUGAAUUGAUGUCAUCUAUGGCUUUUUUGGAGCAGAGUGCUCCAGAGUGCUCUGCCUUAUGGUAGACUUUAUGCUCAUUGCUGUGUCUUACAUUCUGAUCCUCAAGACUGUGCUGGGAAUUGCACCCCAAAGGAGCAGCUCAAGGCCCUCAAUACCGUGUUUCACACAUCUGCACAGAUUCAUCUUCUAUCUGCCCAUCAUCAACCUUGCCACUGUCCAUCACUUUGUCAGACAUGUCUCACCUCUCUUCAAUGUUCUCAUGGCAAAUGUUCUUUUACUUGUGCCUCCAAUGACGAAUCAUGUGUACUGUGUGAAAACCAGGCAAAUUAGAGUGAGAGUUCUAGCAAAAUUAUGUCGAAGCAGAAUAGUCAUAUAUUGUAGAAAACCUAUCUUGGGAAUGUCUUGGAUAAGAGUUUAA
Molecule: messenger RNA, 996 nt
Organism: Zalophus californianus (California sea lion)
Lineage: Eukaryota; Metazoa; Chordata; Mammalia; Carnivora; Otariidae
Product: olfactory receptor 51A4
Biological process (GO): G protein-coupled receptor signaling pathway
Cellular component (GO): membrane
Molecular function (GO): olfactory receptor activity; G protein-coupled receptor activity
Source: RefSeq, a predicted model, not a curated record